CUGGGAGACAGAUGAUUGACACCGCCGCCAUUUUGCCCUCUCGGCUUCCAUUGUGUGAGAGAUAGUAAAUAUCUGACACUGCCAGACAACCACAACACUGUUGUGUCCGUGCGAAGAAAAGCAUUCAAUUCACCCACGUUCAGGUGAUACUUUGUCGUAAUGGCUCGUACCAAGCAGACUGCUCGUAAGUCCACUGGAGGUAAGGCUCCACGUAAGCAGCUGGCCACCAAGGCUGCCCGCAAGAGCGCCCCCUCCACCGGUGGAGUCAAGAAGCCCCAUCGUUACAGGCCUGGCACCGUGGCUUUGAGAGAGAUCCGUCGGUACCAGAAGUCCACUGAGCUGCUGAUCCGUAAGCUGCCCUUCCAGCGUCUGGUGAGAGAGAUCGCUCAGGACUUCAAGACUGACCUGCGUUUCCAGAGCGCUGCCAUCGGUGCCCUACAGGAGGCCAGUGAGGCAUAUCUGGUGGGUCUCUUUGAGGACACCAACCUGUGUGCCAUCCAUGCCAAGCGUGUCACCAUCAUGCCCAAAGACAUCCAGCUGGCACGCCGCAUCCGUGGAGAGCGUGCUUAGACUGGCUCCCCAAUGUUUCACCUCUGUCCUGUUUUUCUUUACCUGUCCCUGCCCUCGCUCCUGUGUUCUCCCCCUCCUACCACCCUCCUCCACCCAUCCCCUUCACCCUGCCUCCCCCGCCUGCCCAGCUUCUCAGUAGACUUU
Scomber scombrus (Atlantic mackerel) is the source of this 714-nucleotide messenger RNA. RefSeq names its product H3 histone, family 3C (gene h3f3c). Gene Ontology annotation, cellular component: nucleosome. Bases 160 to 570 code for a protein of 136 amino acids. NCBI's taxonomy places the organism in Eukaryota, Metazoa, Chordata, Actinopteri, Scombriformes, Scombridae. The record is from RefSeq and is a predicted model, not a curated record. Gene Ontology annotation, molecular function: structural constituent of chromatin; protein heterodimerization activity; DNA binding. The transcript is spliced from 4 exons.